This is a messenger RNA of Ciona intestinalis (vase tunicate), 6035 nucleotides long. Lineage: Eukaryota; Metazoa; Chordata; Ascidiacea; Phlebobranchia; Cionidae. The record is from RefSeq and is a predicted model, not a curated record.
UUUAGUUUCCUUAGAAGCACUGCACUCAAUCUGUACUAAAAUGAAUGUUGUUGUUUUUAAUUAAGUAUUUUAUUAUUAUUGCCUCAAAAUGGAUGAGUUCUCACAAAACAUGGUAGUUCUGAAGAGAGAUGAAAAAGACAUGCUGCUUACAAAUAAGGACCCGCAUUUAUCUCAUUUAUUUGACCACUCUGGCCCAAGGACUCCAAACUCUGUGUCUGCAAACCCCAGCCAGUCAGCUAUGGAGGUAGAAGGAAGCUUCACUGAGGCAAACAAUGACGAUUAUCAACUAUUUGAAGAACAAGGGGGAUCUUAUAUGCCAGAGUUUUCUCCCGAUUCAUCCAACCUUAUAAUUGACACUGGUAGUAGAGAAGGCUACAACAACAACAAUUGCACUCAGCGUGAUUCUGCCAUUGCCACUUCGAAAGCUAAAGAUUUUUCCCUGCAUUGCAAGACAGAGACGAACAAUGGAAACCCAUAUUCUGUCUCUGAUGUUCCCAGUAGUGCAUAUGUUCGUGAAAACAAAGGGUUUGUCGUCGGUUUUUCAAAGCGUGAUUUGAACCGAACUUCGCAUAAGACCUCACAGAGCAACGCCCCGAACCUCACGUCCAAACAACCCCGCAGUGCCUCCCCUCCACCAGAUCACUACAACAUGCAGCUACUAGCACACAGUGCACAACAGCAACAACAACUUCUGCAGAAGGAGAAGAAAAAAGAAGCCACGUUUAGACACGGAAGCAGCAACGCGCUACAACAACUAGCAAUCAAAGCAAGCUUGAGACAAGACCAUAGUGACGACCACGCACCUGAUUCUACAUUUAAAUCAGAAUCAGUCUUCUCGUACCCGUUUUCUGCCAACCAAGUAUCCACCGCGCGUACAACACAAACUGUGCCCUUUAUUAAAACAACUCCUCAGUCGUAUACUGUCCAACAGUCAUCCACUCGUCAGAUAAACAACACAAUCCCGAUCCCUAAUCCUUAUGGUGGUUGGAGCUUCAUUGACUCCUCAAAGGAAGUAAAACACGCAUCAGACAUCACUUUUGCCCAUCAAGACAGCCCUGUGUUCAUCCUCCAACAAAACGAAGCAGCCAGGUCAACUCCCAAGCUUGAGUUCCUUGGUCUUCCGGAAGAGAGAAAACCUCCUAUGAUCACUCUCCCACCCAAAACAACGAUCGAACCGGAGCUGAAGAGCCCAUUAGAUCAUCCUGAACAUCAGCUGGACAAUCAGCAGAGGAGUAGGUUCUUUUCCACGGAGUCAGUUACAGGUAGCGUGAGCGAAACUGCUCUUGAUGACGAAGCCCCAAUAAACGAUCGGGAUAAACAAGCAGCUGCUGCUCUCAGAGUCCUCCUGGAGCAAAGUGAGAAGUCGACACCUGACGAUCACAUGAAGAGCAGAAUCUUCUCUAAAAGGUUGACGCAGAUCAAACAAGAAGAACGGACUACGCGAACCACCCCUCCCCCUGCGUACGAUCAUUCACUACAAAAUGAACAACUCAUCCAGCAAUAUGUUCAGUUCCAACCCAACAGUGAAACGAUGUGCCAACCCCCUUCUAAUGUUAAUCCUGCUUACCAACACUGCUUACCAACAGAAGGUUCAGUGAAGCAAGAACCCAUCAGCCCAAUGACAACAUUCUGUCCAUCUGCCAUCAACUUUUCAAACUCGAAAAAUGUCCAAAAACUUUCCAAUACACCUGAUGCAAUGUAUCAACAGAUGAUGGAGACCGAGAUAUUAGAUUCAAGGAAUCCAAUCCUUUCUCAAUGUACAGAGGCAAAUACUUAUGUCAGCAACCAAAAUGAAAGUGGAAAUUUCACACCAAACCGUCCAGUUAUGCUGGAAACUACUUUACAUACUCCAAUCUCAUCCCCUGUUAAGCAGGUGGUUCCCGGCAAGCCACGUCGUAGCAGUAGCAGUGGUAGUUCUGGCCACAGAAACUCUGAUGGAAGUCUCACAUGUACGUUGUGUGGUCAUUCCUUCCGCAGCGCACCUGCUCUUAAUGGCCACAUGCGUGUGCACAGUUCAAAUGACAAAAAACAGGCCAAGGAUGUUACUUCUUCCCGUGCAGAAUUCGCAUUGAAACCCAACAUCCCGUCAUCUAUUGCAAAGCUUCCACAAAGUGAAUAUAUAUUUCCCAACAACCCACCACUAAAUGGAGGCUCACUGCAUUACUCCACCAACACCAAUGUGAUUCAAUCACCGUUUGUGUUGAGUUCUGUGGGUUCGAAAGUUGACAAUCAACCACAUAAUGGAUUGCUAACAAUGGCCACUGCUGCUUCACUGCUUAAAACAGAUCCUGCGCGAUCUGAAUACAACAUGUACCAACCACAGGCCAUUCCACAAGCAUAUGUCAUGCAGUCUGGCAUGCUUCUACAACAGCCUACCAUGGUAAACAUGUUGGGUCAAGGGUUUAACGAAGUCCAGAACUUUAAAACUGAUAACGUACAAGUAGGGGUUGCACAGAACGUCCCAUACAACCCACUUUACCCUACACAAACUUUACCAUUAAGGAAUCUCAACCUUCCAGUCUCCAACUCCACACAGCAUGGGUUAAUACCUCCUGAUAUGCUGCUGGGUAAUCCACAAAUCAACCAGGAAAGAGAGACCUUAACCCCACAGACAUAUGUAGUGGAGCAACCACAAAAACUUGUCUCAGACAUGCCCUUCCCUGCUCAAUACAAUGCACAAGGAUUAAUGGGCACGAACUCUCUCUCCCAACUUGCUUCCAUUGCUGUAGCAACAGCAAACAGGGACCAACUCCAGGACUUUGGGAUGCAACAUGAAAUCCAAGGACACUUCAUCCCAAACGAGAUGCACAACUCAGUAAAUGAAUCGAUUCCCUCCAACAGUGAUGAGUGGAUCGCUACCGGGCAACAAAACCAACCUCAACAACCUCAAGCUUUAUACGAUGACUCCCCAGUAACGCAGGAGACUUCAUCCCCCAUCAGAUCUGGACACGAUCCGUUUAUUCUCCCAGUGACAGUACCUGUGCAUCACAAGCCACAGGACUAUAACCAAUAUGAGUCUUCAAUUGAAGAGCCAGCUAGCUACAACAGAGUAACGUGGUGUGAUCGUCCUAUUUCCAUCAGCACAUCACCUUUCUCUUCAUAUGAUGAUCCACUGAUGCGGGAAGCAGUGAACGUUGCGAACCCGAGCAAGAUCCUUCCCAACUCCAUGAUGGGAGGAACUCCUACAGGAUCGAUGUUCGGAAGCACUAGUCGUCCGUUUCGUCAACGCCAUCACAGCGAAGGCUCGCAUCUCAUCAAGGCUUCUAAUGAAAGUAUCUUGAAGCAGAUGUUACACAGCCCUGUUCCUGCUGUCAAGCUACGGCUCAAUAAACCAGCUGAAAAAGACAGUCAAUCAAAUAGGUUGGUUGACACCGACACCAAAUUGCAAGCGAGCGUUGCAGGAAACACUGUGAACGUAACAGCAACUCAUAAUGCAAAGGAAAAUAAAACAACUGUUGAAAAACCGGCGGCAAAAACUAGAGAGGCGGAAAUUUGGGCUGAACCAAAACCUGUCCAACAGCGUCGUGUUCGACGCAGACGACAUUCUGCUGACUGCAGGUUGUUAAAGUCAAGCUCGUAUUUAUAUCAUCCUAAGCACGAAGUAGUUCGUCCAACACACCAGGGUUUGUCACCUAUUCGUAAACCGAGCGUCAUGCGUUCAGAUUCGAGGGUGCGACACAAACCACCCCCUUUAAUUAUACCUUCAAGCGUGAAUACUUUUACACCUCUCUCUGGAGCGCAUUCUCAUUUCUAUCAAAGCCACCUUCGGCACAGAAGAAGAACAAGUGGAGAUAGCAAUUCAAGUUAUAAUGGUGGUAACGAUAAGAUCCCCCCCUACACCCCACCACCCAUGUUAAGUCCCAUAAGAGCUGGGUCGGGGCUUUACUGUACAACUCCUGUCACCCCUUCUGUGAAGUUUCUACGGCAAAUGAGCUUGGAGACAAUCCCUCCCAUAAUAGAGGAAGAUGAAAGUUUGGAAAUGGAUGAUGAAUGUAUUAGGUCAACUGAACCCAAAAUAAACAUCGGGUCUCGAUUCCAAGCUAACCUUCCAAAUCGAGAAAAUCCAUCGAACAAAUUAAAGUUAAAACACAAGGCAGAUCGAGUAUGGGACCGUGUUCCAAAUGAUGAACAAGUGGAAACACACUUGGAAAACUUGAUGGAGUUAUCAUGUUCGGCUGUUGUGAUGCAUGGUGGUGCCAACAAGGAGUACGCGAUGCACUGUAUGUCUAAGAAUAAAGGAGAUAUUCUGUCAACUGUGAAGUGUUUACUGAGGGUUAAAGGGAAACCCCCUCCAGCCCCCACAGCUCCAGGUAAACACACGGGAACCCCAUGGACCCCUCAUGAAGUAAAGAUGUUCGAUUGUGGAAUGCUGGAACACAGGAAGGAUUUCUAUGUCAUCUCAAAAAUGGUAAAAACGCGCAGCACAUCUGAAUGUGUAGAUCGAUAUUACCACAUCGUGAAGAGGAAUCGAAGGAAGAUCCAGCGUCCUCGUCGGUACAGAGGGGAGGAAGGGGAUGAGAAAUUGAUCGUAACUCGUCUCGCAACAUCCAACCAUCACGAGAUGAAGGAAAUCCUGAGCGCUUCAGCUUCUUCGUCAGAUGAUGAGCGAUGCGGGAAUAAUGCCUCACAAGACCUCCCAUGGCAAAUCCCUGUCACCAUGCAACAACAACAUAACGUACAAUCAAGACUCAACAUUCCUUCAAAUGCUUCAAUGAAGGCAAUCAGAGCAAACACAGUUCGUUCGUACCCGAAGAUAGAUAGUCCAUCACCGGCCGCAUCUCCAGCAUCCGUUGCUUCAUCCGAUGAUCCUCCUCCUCAGAUCUUCUCGUGUCCCGUCUGCGGAAAGUCAUUUGCUAAGGUUAAAAGUCGUAAUGCUCACAUGAAGACACAUGGGAAGCACGCGCAAGAAAAACGGAGGCUUCGUGAAGAGGAGGCGAGGAAAAGAUCCGAAGCGCUCCAACAACACCCCCCUUCACGGAGCACAACAGCGUUUAAUCUUCCGAGUUUCAAAGCUCCCACUGUGACAAACCCGCCAAUGUUACCCCCUCCCCACCCAAGCGGGAUGAACCACCCGUACCCAAGGUUUGGGGGGAAUAUUUAAUCUCAAGCAGGGGUGGAUUUAUACGGAACCAUCUAAACCCCAUUCUGGAAGCUCGAUAAAAAUUUGAAGUAUACCUCAGCUGUAUACAGUACUUUCAAUGUCUUUAAACCCAAAUUGCAAUCUUUAAUUGAUUAUCUGAAAUAACUUAUAAUUUUAGAAGCUCUGGUUUUAUAAAUCCAGCCCUGACUUUGGUUUUGUUCCACACAGUCAUGCAUAGCCCUCUAUAUAUGUGCCAUACCUUUUAAAUGUUCCAAUUUUUCUUUUAUUUCUGACUGAAACACAGUGUUGAGUGUUGGGGGUUUGAAUGCAAUGAACUGAUGUGAGACUCAGGUAUUGGUGUAUAAGAUUAACCGUAAUUUUCCAAACCAUGAGGAGCAGCCUACGGUACACUCUUAACUUUAAGUAACCCAUAUGAUACAGAAGUUCCAGUUCUUUGUUGUUGUUUUUUUUAAUGAAAUGACUUUUUAUCACGCUGCCUUUUAUCAAAUAACUUCUUUUUAUUUCUUUUCUAAUCUUCAAUUUAGUUUCUUUGUCUUUACACGAUUAUGUUGUUAUUUGGCUUUUAUGAAUUAGGCAAGUCUAACUACAAACGCCUAUGCUGAUGCUUGUAUAUAUUUUACAUAGCUUAUACAUUGGUGUGUACGAACUAAUGCGCUCAAAGUUGUAGCAAUUGCAUGUUAGAUCUAGCACCCCAGCCUUAGUAAUGAGAUCUUAAGUUCAAAUGGAUAUCUUGUCUUAAUAUCAUUAUUUUACAUCUUAAAUGCACUUCCAUAUUCGCUUGGUAAUUUCCAACCAUGUAUAGCUAUAUUGUUUUAUGCAUUUUUUACUUGUUCAAUUACAUAAUAACACCCUAUGGGGGUUGCUUUGCAACAUGACAAUGUCAAAAGCAGUGAUUCUGGUUUCACUGACGUCAUAAACUUAAAAACAAUGCAAA